AUGAAAUAUCUCACUCAAUUCUUUUACAAACACAUAGGCCGUAAUGUUGAAUAUUACAAUUGGUUUUUUGUGAACAUUAUUUUACACCCACAGACUGUGUAUGAGACAAAUAAAUAUCAACAUGGCUUAACACAGCAAUGGCAUCGUCGAGACCAUGCCAUCACAAAAAUAGUCUUUUUCUUCAAUUUUGUGUUAUCGACUAUUUUUGCGUUCACUUUUGUUAAAGGACUUUGGAAAGUGCCAUAUAUAUUAUUUGACUUUGCUAUACCUUUAGUCACAGGCGUCAUUAUCUCCGUCAUCAUUUUUUAUUUGUGCAAAAGUUCUUUCACAACAGGAGAUUCCUUCACAGUGAGGUAUUCAUACGACAUUCACAUCAAUGCUUAUUUUUGUUAUUUGCUCGUUUCUCACAUUUUGUUAUUUGUUCUUUCGCCGUUUCUAUUUAGAGACUCGUUAUGGGCAACUUUCGCAUCAAACGGCGUUUUACUCGUCUCACUCGCUUAUUAUACAUACAUCACUUUCCUUGGGUACAACAUUUUGCCGUUCAUGAAAAUACCAAAAACCGCCGCCUAUGCGCCUAUUGCUGUAUUUUCGUUGCUUCUUGUCUUUUUCAGCGCACUUGGAAUAAACGUUCCUCUCGUUUUGAUAUAA
Molecule: messenger RNA, 648 nt
Organism: Entamoeba invadens IP1
Lineage: Eukaryota; Evosea; Mastigamoebida; Endamoebidae
Exons: 2
Coding region: 1-648 (215 amino acids)
Cellular component (GO): Golgi membrane
Source: RefSeq, a predicted model, not a curated record